This is a messenger RNA of Exserohilum turcica Et28A, 1260 nucleotides long. RefSeq lists its product as uncharacterized. The record is from RefSeq and is a predicted model, not a curated record. Gene Ontology annotation, molecular function: RNA endonuclease activity. The coding region runs from base 371 to 1204 and encodes 277 amino acids. Gene Ontology annotation, biological process: ribosome biogenesis; endonucleolytic cleavage of tricistronic rRNA transcript (SSU-rRNA, 5.8S rRNA, LSU-rRNA). NCBI's taxonomy places the organism in Eukaryota, Fungi, Ascomycota, Dothideomycetes, Pleosporales, Pleosporaceae. The transcript has a single exon. Gene Ontology annotation, cellular component: nucleolus.
CGACUCCCUCCAACAACCGCUAAACUUUACCGGCCACCGACAUCUCAUCUCCCGUCUCCUGCUAGCAACACUCACCGGCCGACCGGUUCGCAUAUCGCAAAUUCGCUCCUCGUCGACCAACCCGGGUCUCACUCGCCAUGAGACAAACUUCAUCCGACUCCUCGACUCGGUGACAAAUGGCUCGCAGAUACAAUUCAGCAUGACGGGCACAACGCUCGUCUACCGUCCUGGACUCAUCACUGGCUCGGCGGAAGGCCUAGGAGCAAGCGGAGGCGUAAUCCGACACGAGAUACCUGCAGAAUGCAGAAAGCGGGGCGUGAGCUGGUGGUUAAUCCCGCUGUGCAUACUCUCGCCCUUCAGCAAAGGCAACAUGAACGUUAUUUUCCACGGCGAGGGCUGCGUGACAUCGUCGACGGUCGCAGGCGACGUCUCCGCCGACACUGUACGCACAGCUAUUCUGCCGCUGUACAAGAAUUUCGCCAUUGAGCGCAAUAUGGAGCUGCGCAUUCUCAGGCGCUCAUGCGCCCCCGCAGGGGGCAAAGGCGCAGGCGGCGAGGUGCAACUCGUGUUCAACCACCAGGUCCGCUUGCCCAAGACACUGCACCUGCUGAAUCCAGGUCGAGUCAAGAAAAUCCGUGGCGUGGCGUACUGCGUCGAAGUGCCCAAGACAAACAACGAGCGCAUGACCUUCACCGCAAGAGGCAUCCUGAACAAAUUCGUACCAGACACGUACAUCUUCUCCGAUGCAAGCCCCGCGCCUUUGAUCCCUACAAAUGCAAAGGGCCAUGGCUCGGGAAAAGUAAAGGGAGCCGUGGGCUUUGGAAUCAGUCUUGUAGCCGAGAGUAGCACAGGAUGUAUCUACUCUGCCGACGUGUGCUCACCACCUGAGGGCGGCGUGCCUGCAGACGAGAUUGGAAAGCAGUGUGCGUACCAGCUGCUAGAGAAGAUAUCGCAAGGAGGCUGUAUCGAGAACGUGGCGGCUCCCACGGUGCUUAUGCUCAUGGCCAUGGGCAGCGAGGACGUCGGCAGAGUGGCUCUCGGCAAAGACGUCCUGGCAAGCGAGGAAAUCAUUCAACUAGCCCGGGAUUCCAAGGUGUUUGGAGGCAGCGCGUGGGGAUUCCGAGAAGCAGGCGGCGACAAGGAAGAAAUCGUCGUCAGCGUAGUAGGAAGGGGGGUGGGCAAUGUCGGACGAAAAGUGGCUUAGAGAGUAACGUGCUGUUAUUGUUUGUGGUUGCGGGCGAAAAACAAAAACAUACAUGG